UUGUUAGGCCAAUAUUGGCAUCACAAGAUCUUUUGACCUCGGAGCGCCACCGGCUCGCGAGUUAUGAAGCUAAAGCGAUUCCUCUUGCGCUACUACCCUCCGGGUAUCAUUCUCGAGUAUGAGCUGCGUGAUGCGACGAGAGAAAUGAAGGAAAUCGACCUCCUGCACCUCACAGCCGAGUCAGACAUCGAGGUCCUCGUGAACCAAAUCGUGUUUGAGGAACCUCUCAUCUCCGAGUCCCGCAAGCCCCAACUUCGGCGGCUAAUAUACAAGCUCAUUGAAAAGCUCGAAGUGAACGACAACAGCGACUUUUACCUGUUCAAGAUCCUUCGCGCGCACAUCCUGCCCUUGACCAACUGCGCGUUCAACAAAUCAGGCGACAAGUUUAUCACGGGGAGCUACGAUCGCACGUGCAAAGUAUGGGACACGCAGAGCGGCGACGAGCUGCUGACGCUCGAAGGCCACAAGAACGUCGUGUACGCCAUUGCGUUCAACAACCCCUACGGCGACAAGAUCAUCACUGGGUCUUUUGACAAAACGUGCAAGCUGUGGAAUGCGGACACGGGGCAGCUGUACCACACGUACCGCGGCCACUCGACCGAGAUCGUGUGUCUGUCAUUCAAUCCCCAGGGCACGGUCAUCGCCACAGGGUCCAUGGACAACACCGCCAAGCUAUGGGACGUCGAGUCUGGCCAGGAGCUGCACACGUUGCUGGGCCACACGGCUGAAAUCGUGAGCUUGAACUUUGACGCGCAAGGCGACAAGAUCAUCACCGGGUCGUUCGACCAUACGGUCAAGGUGUGGGACGUCCGCAGUGGCCGAUGCAUCCACACGCUGGCGGGGCACCACGGGGAGAUCUCGAGCACCCAAUUUAGCUACACGGGCGAGUUGUGCAUCAGUGGCUCCAUUGACCGCACGUGCAAGAUCUGGGACGUUGCGAGCGGUCAGAACGUGCAGACGUUGCGCGGGCACAACGACGAAAUCCUGGACGUGAGCUUCAACUCGACGGGGUCCAAGCUCGUGACGGCGUCGGCGGACGGCACAUCUCGCAUCUACAACACCAUGACGGGGGCGUGCCAAGCCAUCCUCAUCGGCCACGAAGCCGAAAUCUCCAAAGUCGCGUUCAACCCCCAAGGGUCCAAGGUGCUCACGGCGAGCAGCGACAAGGUGGCGCGGCUGUGGGAAGUCGAGACCGGCGACUGUUUGCAAAUGCUGGAAGGCCACACGGACGAAAUCUUUAGUUGCGCGUUCAACUACGAGGGCGAUACAAUCAUCACUGGAUCCAAGGACAACACGUGCCGCAUCUGGAAGUGUUAGACGACGACGGAUAUAUACAUAACAUGGAUUGAUGAUUCGUUGGAAUUAUAAGGCGGGGGUGGUGUUGUUGGGUGUGUCGCUAGGCUGUCUAAAACUCGGCACCGGCAGGAGCAUCGGGCUGGACCCAUGGCAGCAGCACCAUCAACAGGUCAGCUUGAGGUUCCGUGUUCAAUCCGAGGUAAAUGACAAGGGGCAGGAAGCCGUAGUGAACGAUCGGCUUGAUGAACUUGAUCACCUGGUUGCUGCGCACCUUGAUCUGCUUCUUCACAGGGCCGUAAUGCAGUAUGUUUCCCAUCGUAGCGGCGGCGGUCGUUGUUGGUAAAGGGCGAUUCUGCUACCCAACACCAAAG
Messenger RNA from Aphanomyces astaci, 1667 nucleotides. RefSeq lists its product as hypothetical. The record is from RefSeq and is a predicted model, not a curated record. Gene Ontology annotation, molecular function: protein binding. Bases 64 to 1317 code for a protein of 417 amino acids. The transcript is spliced from 7 exons. Lineage: Eukaryota; Oomycota; Saprolegniomycetes; Saprolegniales; Verrucalvaceae.